AUGGCCAACUUAGAGUACCCCAUUUACCCCAUCUUUGCAUUCCUUGGCUUCAUCGUAUCCCUCAUCCCCCUUCCAUGGCACCUUCAAGCUUGGAAUUCGGGAACGUGCUACUACAUGAUCUGGACAUCGCUAGCAUGCCUUAACCAAUUCAUCAACUCCGUCGUGUGGCAUGGCAGCGCCAUCAACUAUGCACCAGUUUGGUGUGACAUUUCUAUACGCAUCAUGUUGGGCGCUUCAGUUGGCAUACCUGCUGCGUCUUUGUGCAUCAAUCGUCGCCUGUAUCAAAUCUCACGUGUUCAUGCUGUUACUGUCACUCGCUCAGAGAAACGUCGUGCAAUUCUCAUUGACACUUUGAUAUGUGUUCUCUUUCCACUCAUUUUCAUUGCCCUACAAUAUAUCGUGCAAGGUCAUCGCUUCGACAUCUACGAAGACGUGGGCUGCUAUCCCUUCAUCUACAAUACCGCUCUCGCAUUUGUCUUAUCUGACAUAUGGCCAAUCAUCAUUGGUAUAAUCUCGGCCGUAUAUUGUUGUCUAUCCCUACACGCCUUUUACCGCCGUCGUGCUCAAUUCAACGAAUUCCUAUCUAAAAACGCCUCACUAACAAUAAGUCGCUACUUCCGACUGAUGGCACUUGCAAUGACGGAAAUCGUCUGCACCAUUCCCCUCGCUUCCUUUAUGAUCUGGCUGAACGCUACUGCACAACCCGUCGAGCCCUGGGUAAGCUGGCAAAACACCCACUACGAUUUCUCGCGAGUCGCACAAUAUCCUUCCAUCCUCUGGACUCGCAACUAUUUGCUCGUCGUCGCCAUGCAGCUCACGCGUUGGUUCGUAGUUGUCUGCGCGUUUAUCUUCUUCGCCUACUUUGGCUUUGCGGCAGAAGCGCGAAGGCAUUAUAUCACGGUGUUCUGGCGAAUUGCCAAGCUUUUUGGUUAUUCUCGUCCCCCGAUGAUCCCUUCUGCUGGUUUUAAUCCUCGCGCCCUUCAUAUGGCUUCUCAUGGUUCAUUGCCUGUCUACGUUGCAAAACAGAGUCCUGGUUUGAAACGUCCAUACUCGCUAUCACCCUCGCUAGCGGGAACUAUCGACGAGAAGUUUGCCAGCUCGACCCAAGCUACUCCUUCUGAUGCUACUUUCCCUGUCGUCCAAUACAAUGAAUUGGACCUCAAGCAAUCCCCGUACACUCCAUAG
This is a messenger RNA of Serpula lacrymans var. lacrymans S7.9, 1185 nucleotides long. RefSeq lists its product as uncharacterized. Gene Ontology annotation, cellular component: membrane. NCBI's taxonomy places the organism in Eukaryota, Fungi, Basidiomycota, Agaricomycetes, Boletales, Serpulaceae. Gene Ontology annotation, biological process: G protein-coupled receptor signaling pathway. The record is from RefSeq and is a predicted model, not a curated record. Bases 1 to 1185 code for a protein of 394 amino acids. Gene Ontology annotation, molecular function: mating-type alpha-factor pheromone receptor activity. The transcript is spliced from 6 exons.